Messenger RNA from Nipponia nippon (crested ibis), 2158 nucleotides. The record is from RefSeq and is a predicted model, not a curated record. NCBI's taxonomy places the organism in Eukaryota, Metazoa, Chordata, Aves, Pelecaniformes, Threskiornithidae.
CUCUGCUUUUACGGAUGCAACAGCGUGAGCAAUCUCACUUGGGUUUUUUUGUCUUUUGGCUUUUUUCCCUCCUUCCUUUCCCCACCCCUUUCUCUCUCCCUCUCAGAUAUCUGUGUCUCGAGGGCCUUGCGCAUCAGCGUUAUCCUGGAGCCCGUGAAGCCCCCUCGCUCCCCUUCCUCCUGGUUUCGCCUCCUGCUGUAGCUGAGCUGUUGCGAUAAUGGAGCUCAGGGCUGUGGUAGCCACCGUGGAAAGUGGGGAGCAAGACACGGUUCUCAAGGUGCUUCAGAUCUACAACCAGGAGAAGUCUCAGUGCUUCACCUUUGACGAUGAGGAGCGGGAAGAGAGGAAGAAAAUGGCCCAGCUGCUGAUCAAGUUCCUGGAAAGAGAGCUGCAGCCGUCCUGCCAAGUCACGUGCUUGGAAAGCAUCCGCAUCCUGUCCCGGGACAAAUACUGCCUUGACCCUUUCACCACCAAGGAAGGCCUGAAGACCCUCUCCAGGCACGCUGGCAUUGAUUACUCAGAGGAGCUCAUCCGGGAGGUCCCAGACUUGGAUGUAAUCCUGGAAUCCCUCAAAUGUCUCUGCAACAUUGUCUUCAGCAGCCCUAGGGCACAGGAGCUGACAGCUGAAGCCCGGCUGGUGGUGGGCCUGGCCAAGCGCAUCAAACUGUACAACGAGAGGAGCCUUCCUCACGAGGUCAAGUGUUUCAACCUGCGUCUCGUGUUCCUUCUGACGGCGCUGAGGGUGGACAUCCGGCAGCAGCUAGCCCAAGAGCUCAGGGGCAUUAGCCUGAUGACAGAUACCCUGGAGCUGACCCUUGGUGUCAAGUGGAUGGACCCCUACGAAGUUGCCACCGAGGAGGGACUUCUCCCACCUUUGCCUCGGCAGGAGACGGAGCGAGCCAUGGAGAUCCUGAAAGUGCUCUUCAAUAUCACCUUUGAUUCCAGCAAGAGGGAGGUGGACGAGGAAGAUGCUGCGUUGUACCGGCACUUGGGUGCCCUCCUGCGCCACUGCCUCAUGAUCUCUGCUGAUGGAGAGGACCGGACAGAGGAGUUCCACAGUCAUACGGUUAACCUUUUGGGCAACCUGCCCCUGAAAUGUCUGGAUGUCCUCCUGACCCCGAAAGUCCGGCCAGGCUCGCUUGAGUACAUGGGUGUCAACAUGGAUGCAGUCAGCAUCCUGCUGGAUUUCCUAGAGCGACGCCUUGACAGGGGCCACAAGCUGAAGGAGAGUUUGACUCCUGUGCUGAACCUGCUGACUGAGAGCGCUCGAGUCCACCGCCAGACGAGGAAGUUCCUGAAGGCGAAGGUGCUGCCGCCGCUCCGGGACGUGAGGAAUCGGCCGGAGGUGGGGAACUCGCUGCGGAACAAGCUGGUGCGUUUGAUGACCCACAUCGACACGGACGUGAAGCACUGCGCGGCAGAGUUCCUCUUCGUGCUCUGCAAGGAGAGCGUGUCGCGGUUUGUGAAGUACACGGGUUACGGGAAUGCAGCUGGGCUCCUGGCAGCACGAGGCCUCAUGGCUGGUGGUCGGGAAGAGGGAGAGUACUCAGAAGAUGAAGACACAGACACUGAGGAGUACAAAGAGGCAAAACCCAACAUUAACCCUGUGACGGGACGCGUCGAGGAGAAACUACCCAACCCCAUGGAAGGGAUGACUGACGAGCAGAAGGAGUACGAAGCCAUGAAGUUAGUCAACAUGUUUGACAAAUUGUCCAGAGAGCAAGUCAUCCAGCCCAUGGGCAUCACACCGAGCGGCAACCUGGCCCCCAUGGAGAACACCAUCCACGAUAUGGCUGAAGAGAGGUCGUCGUCCGACUCGGACCUGGGGCUGGACUGAUCCAGACCUCUCGCCCCAGCCUCGGAGAGCUGGGGAGCCUCCGUCUGCUCUCCCUCCAGAACUGGUGCUGCACCCAGAGGCUAGUGCUGGGCCAGGACUCUCCCUGUGGGAUCUGGAUCCAGCCUGGACCCCUCAGUCCACAACAAGGAACACCUCCUGCCUCCUUCUCGGCUCCGUAACCACCUCUCCUUCAGAGGGUCUUCACGGCCCGGCUCCACCUUGGUCUCUCCUGUCGGCAGCCUUGAGGAUUUCAGGCUCCAAAUUGCUUCCAGGACUUUCCAGUAGGAUUUUUUUUUUUUUUUUAAUACGUGAUGUUUGGGA